CCACAGCAGCAUGACGUGAGGCCGCAGCGCACGAGCGUCGACAGCCGACGCGUCAGAUCAAAGCCGCGCGAUGCCGGUCAUAAAGCGUCACCGAAACCGAACGGACGCCGACGGCGACUCUGAGAGUGAGUACGCGCCAUCCCGCUCCGCCUCCAAGAGCGAGCCUGAGGACGUCGCGACGUCCGACGUCGGUGAGAUCUCCGCGCGUUCUCCGCCCGCCGCGGCGUCCGUCCGGGAGAAGAAGAACGCGCUCGAGGACGCGGGCGUCGACCUCUUUGAUGUCAUCGAACGGAGUGACCUCGAGGCGACGUACACGGCGCUGAUGGUCGAGCGCGCGAAGAAGCCUAGCGCGAACGCGAACGCGAAGCGAGCGAAGAAAAACGACGCGUUCGUCACGGAAGCAGCCCCCGCGCUCGCGUCCCCGACCGCGAAGAAGAAGAGAGCAGCGAAGGUGCUGGAGUACGGUGUCGACAUCGUGGAUGCGUAUAGAACCUUGGGAAACUCGAGUACGUGGGAUAAAUACGCGUCCAUGAAAGCGGACGAGGUCAAGUCGUGGCUCAAGGCAAACAACAUGCGACACUCCGGGACUAAGGAGCUUAAUGUCGCGCGCUGCGUGGACGGGGAAACCUGGGGAGCCCUCCCGGGGUGCCCACGCUGUCGCGCCGGAAAGCUCCGAGUGCACUACCCAUCCGCAGACGCCGCGGUGCACGACGGGAAAGGCACGUGGACCUGCGGUGGGUUCUUCGACGACGCCCUCGGGCUUCAUCAAAACUGCUACUUCUCUGCCGACGACUCGGACGAGGUCGUCCGCGAGCGAUGGCGAACCAAGGACGACCCCGCGCCAAAAUUCGGCUCCUCGGCGGCGGCGGGCUCGAACGCGAAUGCGAACGUGGAUUCGCGCGCGGACUUUGUCUCCGGUUUCGCCUUGUUCGACCGCUCCGACGCUGCCGUCGAGCUCCUCCGCGUCGCCCGUCGGUUAAAGUUUCAGCUCCCGGUCGACGACCAGCAGGCGAAAGUGCUUUGCCUCACGAUACUCAUGGCGACGAAAGACUUCGAAGCAGGCGCUUGGAACGGUGAUGCCGCGCUCUCGGCGUUGCGCGAGGAGCACGCGCCGCUGACGAAAACCGAGCUCUCGGGAGGCCCGCCGGCGAGGUGCGAGAAAAAUUCCGCUCUCGCGUCGGCACUCGACAGGCUCGCUCGUCUCGAGAAGAACGCAGGCGGGGACGCGUUCAAGAUUCGUUCGUACGUCGCCGCUGCAAGCGAGAUUCGGGCGUUGGAUCGCGUCGUGGACUCCGGAAAGGCGUGCGCGAAGAGCGGACCGACGAAAGUAAAAGGGAUCGGAAAAGGCAUCGCGGAGAAGAUCGACGAGUUUCUCGUGUCCGGGACGAUGCAGAGGAUUCUCGAGCUCGAGUCCGGGGCGGUAGCGUGAGCGCGACACCCUCACUCGGAGAGUGCUCUGCGUGCAUUGAAGGAGCCGAACGAGAAUGAAAUGCGCG
Micromonas pusilla CCMP1545 is the source of this 1496-nucleotide messenger RNA. RefSeq lists its product as uncharacterized. The record is from RefSeq and is a predicted model, not a curated record. The transcript is spliced from 2 exons. Bases 71 to 1429 code for a protein of 452 amino acids. Lineage: Eukaryota; Viridiplantae; Chlorophyta; Mamiellophyceae; Mamiellales; Mamiellaceae.